Hansenula anomala is the source of this 1101-nucleotide messenger RNA. RefSeq lists its product as uncharacterized. Lineage: Eukaryota; Fungi; Ascomycota; Saccharomycetes; Phaffomycetales; Wickerhamomycetaceae. Gene Ontology annotation, biological process: lipid metabolic process. The annotation marks the transcript as partial. Gene Ontology annotation, molecular function: hydrolase activity, acting on ester bonds. The record is from RefSeq and is a predicted model, not a curated record. The transcript has a single exon.
AUAUUAGAUGCCGUUGAUAUAGUGGAUAUCUGUCAUGCUCACGGUUACAAAGUUCACGAACAUGUUGUGCAAACUAAAGAUGGGUAUUUAUUAGCUAUUCAUAGAAUAUUGGCCAAAAGUAGCGAUAUCCACAAGGAGGGAAGACCAGUUGUUUACUUCCAUCAUGGGUUGUUGACUAAUAGUGAGUUGUUUGUGUUGGGUGAAACUCCUGCUAAAUGUUUACCUUAUCUAUUACUUGAGAAAGGUUAUGAUGUUUGGUUAGGUAAUAAUAGAGGUAACAAGUAUUCAAGAAAGCAUUUAAGUCUAUCAUCAUCCUCUGAGAAAUUUUGGGAUUAUUCAUUAGAUGAAUUUGCAUUAUAUGAUAUUCCUGAUACAAUUGACUAUAUCUUAUCAACGACCAAUAAUCUGCAAUUGACAUAUGUUGGUUUUAGUCAAGGUUCUGCCCAAGCGUUUGGUGCUCUAUCAUUAAACCCAAAAUUGAAUAAAAAGAUAAAACUAUUCAUUGGCUUAAGUCCUGCAAUGAUUCCAAAAGGUUUGAAUCAUCCUAUUGCAAGAUUAUUCGUUGAAACUGCACCACAAUUGGUGUUUUCUAUAUUUGGUAGAAGAGCUAUUUUACCGUCUGUUGUGUUUUGGCAAAAAUUGUUGGGAAGACUUUACUAUAAAACUGUUGUUGAUAAGUCAUUAGUGUUAUUGUUUGGUUGGACAAGCUCAAACAUUACCCAUAACCAAAAAGCUAUUGGAUAUCCUCAUUUAUUUUCACCAUCAAGUGUUAAAUCUGUUGUUCAUUGGUUUCAAAUUAUCAACAAUAAGAGAUUUCAAAUGUAUGAUGAAGGUUUAGUUUCACCAUUAACGAAAAUCACGUCAACGAAUUUAAAAGUUCAUAGAGUUGCACCUUUCCCAGUUCAAACCAUUUCAGCUCCAAUCUAUUUAAUUUAUGGUAAAAAUGAUAUGUUGAUAGAUAUAAACCCAACAAGAGCUGCAUUGACAAGUUGUAAAGAGAUUGAAGCAAUCGGAAUUGAUACAUAUGAACACAUGGAUGUUUUAUGGGCAAGAGAUGUUGAAGAAAAAGUGUUCAAACCUGUUAUUGACAAAAUUGAUAAA